Molecule: messenger RNA, 518 nt
Organism: Menidia menidia (Atlantic silverside)
Lineage: Eukaryota; Metazoa; Chordata; Actinopteri; Atheriniformes; Atherinopsidae
Source: the annotation of a GenBank genome assembly
UCAGACAGAGGUGGAUGAGGAGGACUUGCUGUGGAAAGUUGAGCUGCCUGUUGCAAACCAUGACUUUUUACUGGAUACUUCUCCUGUUAUCUGUGGUUGUGGCCUCUGUGGCGGAGCGCAGUUCCCAUCGGACUAAAAGAGGGUUACUUGAGCUGGCAGGAGCCAUCAAAUGCAGCACAGGGAGAUCUGCUUUGGCUUACAUGAUGUACGGAUGCUACUGUGGGCUGGGGGGUCAAGGUUGGCCCAGAGACAAGGCAGACUGGUGUUGCCACAGGCACGACUGUUGCUAUGGAGAUGCAGAGCUUCUUGGCUGCCAAACUAAAACAGACCAGUAUCAGUGGACGUGUGAGGACGGGAAAGCUGAGUGUGAUGACUUGGAGGACAAAUGUGAGAAGUUUCUGUGCAAGUGUGACAGAGAAGCAGCAAAGUGUUUGAGAAAAGCACCUUUUAUCCGAAAGUAUGCUCUUUGGCCUGAUUUCCUAUGUGGCUAUGAGCAUCCCAUGUGGUCGCACAGCUAG